CAUAGUUGCUAUACUUUUGCAAGAGCUUGUGAAGUGAAAACUAUAAACAAACAAAUAAAUCCCAUAUUUACAGAAAAACAAUAAUCCUAGUACAUUAUUGCUAAGAUGCAGCGUGAAGAGAAGCAAAUGGAAAUGACAUUAGAUGCCAUUCUAAAUCGGUUAAAUGACUUAAAGAUAUCAAUUGGUGGAAUGAUCCAAAAACUCGAGAUGGAAUAUGAAAUCAUUAACUGGCCUACAUUUCUGGACAAUUUUGCUAUAAUUUCAAGUCAUCUGACUGGAUUGUCCAAAAUCCUCGCCAAAGAAGUUUGCCCGCCGCUACGCAAUCGAACCGUGUUACCACUUAUGUUAUCACCUGAGCGUGAUGAAUCUUUGGUAAAUCUUACACAAGGACGUGUUCCAGUUUUUUCACAUGACAUUGUCCCAGAUUAUUUGCGAACCAAACCGGACCCUCUCACUGAACAAAAAAUGAUUCAGAGCGAACAGAAGGCUGCCAAUUUGACAGUAGAAGCGGCAAUGAAACAAGUAACACAAUACAACAAAGUCGUUUCACAUGUUUUGGACAUGGUUAGUAAAGCACGCGAGGAAUGGGAGAUCGAGUCAUCAACGAGAGCAGGUAUUCAGCAGACUAGCAGCAUGGCUGACACCCACGCGCUAGUAGCUGCCGUUGGCAUGGGUAAGGGACUGAAGGUGAAUGUUCCUAUGAAUGUGACACCGGGAGGACCCGGCAAUAUGAUGGUACCACCAUUGCGCGCUUCCGCGCCUAUGACUUCUGUCAGUCCUGGUGGUGUUGGUCAAAUAAACAAGGCCCCCGCUGGCAUUAAAACCAAUAUCAAACCUGCCAUGCAAGUGCACCAAUUUUCGCGAUAAUUUUAAA
Anastrepha obliqua is the source of this 874-nucleotide messenger RNA. It is a transcript of the gene MED8, whose product is annotated as mediator of RNA polymerase II transcription subunit 8. Gene Ontology annotation, biological process: regulation of transcription by RNA polymerase II. Lineage: Eukaryota; Metazoa; Arthropoda; Insecta; Diptera; Tephritidae. Gene Ontology annotation, molecular function: RNA polymerase II cis-regulatory region sequence-specific DNA binding; transcription coregulator activity. The record is from RefSeq and is a predicted model, not a curated record. The transcript is spliced from 3 exons. Gene Ontology annotation, cellular component: core mediator complex; mediator complex. Bases 106 to 867 code for a protein of 253 amino acids.